Molecule: messenger RNA, 1129 nt
Organism: Bufo bufo (common toad)
Lineage: Eukaryota; Metazoa; Chordata; Amphibia; Anura; Bufonidae
Product: dispanin subfamily A member 2b-like
Exons: 2
Coding region: 126-572 (148 amino acids)
Cellular component (GO): plasma membrane
Source: RefSeq, a predicted model, not a curated record
CUGAAACACACAGCUCCCUCCUCCUUUCCCCCUCAUCAUAUAACAGGAUACUUUUCUCUCUCCCCCCUCAUACAGAUCCUCUCCAGUCUCUUUGAGAAGACUCCUAGACCUACAUUUCAGGAAUCAUGGAAAAUGUUAAUUAUGGACGGGAACUUAAUGCUCCCCCUCGAUAUGAAUCCCCAUCCUAUGAACCCCUAAAGGAAGAAGUGGAGUUUCGGAGUUAUCCAGGCCAGAACGUGCAGUCCACAGUGGUGACAAUCAUGCCUGACGGUCCCCCUGUCCGUGAUCACCUCAUCUGGUCCCUUUUCAACACCAUGUACUUGAAUUUCUGCUGCCUGGGACUUCUUGCCCUUGUGUUCUCCGUCAAGUCCAGAGACCGAAAGUUGUACGGGGAUAAGAAUGGUGCCGCCAGCUAUGGUUCCACCGCCCGCUCUCUGAACAUUGCCUCAACUGUAUUGGCCAUCCUUUCUGUUAUAAUCCUGAUUACAAUUGCCAUCGUACAAAUCACUCAAGUUCAGCAAUGGGCAGCGAAUUCCAGACAAUAUGAGGAGAACAACCCAUUUGGAAAGUGAAGCAACAAUUGGAGCAGUUUGCCUUUAACUUUUUUUUUCUUUCCUGUUUUCUCAUUGUGAUGGUCCAAGGACAAGUGUCAACACUAGGUGCCUUCUAGCCUUCAUUAGUUUCUUAUUGCUGGGAUGUAAGUUUUCUGUCUGUAAUGGCACAGUAUUUUACAGUGAGCAGUACGUUAUAAUACAGUAAAAUAGAAGUCACUCAACCUCUUGGUAAAAACUAAUUCCAUAAAGCCAAAAUAAUUUCUACCAAAGCUUUUCUUAUAAAAUUUAUCUGGGGAAGAGGGGAUUUUCUAACCUUUUUGUAUAACCAUAUAAAACCAAGUAGUGCAACAUAUCGGCACAUGGAGCCAAAUAAGUUGUGUUUUUAUGGCGAGUGAUUAAUCUGUGCAUGAAAACUAUUUCACACAAUGUUCUGAUAAUAUUUGAUGUAUUUCUGAGGUUUACUUUGUAUCUUUCGUGCCUGUGAUCACAUGCUUUGCUUGGUGUAUUUAAAAUUAAGGAAAUUUACCAUUAGGUUGAGCACUGCUGUUAAAAUAAAAAGAAAAUUUGUAACCCUU